Messenger RNA from Macroventuria anomochaeta, 1446 nucleotides. Its product is annotated as phytanoyl-CoA dioxygenase family protein. The coding region runs from base 147 to 1103 and encodes 318 amino acids. The record is from RefSeq and is a predicted model, not a curated record. Lineage: Eukaryota; Fungi; Ascomycota; Dothideomycetes; Pleosporales; Didymellaceae. The transcript has 4 exons.
CUUUCCUUCCGUUGCCAUAUCCACUUUGGUGUAUCUCAAGUGACGGUAAGAGAUAAACACAGGUGUUUGAGAGCUCCAUUGAUUACUGUUCAGAGCUUUCAAGUCAUUGAAACCGUCUCUUUGGUCUCAUUGCAUCAUUACUUGUCAUGUCGGCCGGCCUCUCUUCGAACCCGAUUUCGAUUGCCGUAUCUGCGGAUGAAAAGAGCAAUGGUCGUCUUGAGCAGCGCAACCUCGAGAUUGCUACACGUGCAUUAUUCCGUGAUGGACUGAUCGUUCUUGAGGACAUGAUCGAUCACGCUGUGCUGGACCGACUCAACGAAAAGAUGAUCAAAGAUGCCUACGAGCUUCAAAGUCGGAAGGACAGCCCAUACAACUACAACAAAGGCAACAUUCAGCAAGACCCACCCUUGACUUCAGAGUACUUUGAAGACUCCAUCUACAUCAACCCCAUCGUGACUCAAGUCACAUCCACCACCCUCGGCCCUCAUCCCUCCCUUCGCAUUGUCUCCGGCAACACCGCCCUCCCACCUACCACAGACUCACCACCAGCAUCUCAACCCACGCACAACGACGCCGACUUCGACCACCCCUGCAUCCCCUUCGCGCUCGUCACCAACGUGCCUCUCGUGGCUAUGACGCCCGAGAACGGAUCUACGGAGAUCUGGCUCGGCACCCACAGCAACACCACCAUCGUUGACCAGGAAGGCGAGCAUGGGGACAGAGCUAGUGGACGGAUCAAGAAAGAUUUGCUUGAGAAGAGGAGAAAGGAGAGGGGACCGAGUCAGCCAGAGGUGAGGAAGGGAAGUGUGAUUGUAAGGGACUUGAGGUUGUGGCAUGGUGGGAAGCCGAAUUUGGGGGAUGUGCCGAGGGUUAUGCUUGCCAUGAUUCACUUUGCACCUUGGUACAGGAAUCAAAUGGAAGUCGAGUUUGCUGAAGGGCUCCGUGAGAGGCUGACGAGAGAGAAGACUGGCCUGGAGGUUGCAGCAACGUUCGCGACGGACGAAGAGGUGCUGAAGGGCUAUCUGAACAGGCCGUAUGGAAAUACGUACGACUUCAACCAAGUCGAUAGGAUUGAAGGGAUCUUCGGGGAUGUUGCAAGAUGAGCCGGCCGGAGAAUCUUGGAGUGUCGUUUGGUCAAAAUCAGCACCCGCCGCUACACACCGUUGGCAAAACUGGAUGGUGACUGCUUGAUUGAGCCUAGUCUGUGCUUGCAAGGUAGCUUCCUCCAGUAAACUUCCUCCAUCACUCGUACACUCCACCCUAUCACACAGAUUGCAAACCGACAGCUCGCUAACAACCUUUCCUUUACACUAGCAACGUCAAUCUCACAGCAGAGGCAGUAGCGAGUCGUCUUUCGCAUCCAAGGUAAUGUCUAGUCGCAGUCGUAAUUUCAUUGGUGACCGCACCCUUGUAUUAUGAUCAGUCAGCCGCCAUCUGCACGUCAGC